AUGGCCUCCCUCCAAUUCUUCCGCUUGUCCGAUAACGAGUUAUCCGGAAGCUUACCAGACUCAAUUGGUAGCAUGCGCAGCCUCCAGCGCUUCUACCUGAGCAACAACCGCAUCUCAGGAGAGAUUCCCAGCUCAAUCGGACAGCUGGUCAACGCCACUGAUCUCUACCUCGAUAACAACCGCUUGUCCGGGAAAAUCCCCACGGCCAUUGGCCGCAUGUCCAGCCUGCAGACCCUAGACCUGUCCAGCAACCAUCUGGACGGCCCCAUCCCGGUCCAGAUAUCUCAGCUCACAAACCUCCAGGAUCUCCACCUUUCAUUCAACCCCGCACUUAACCUGCGCAGUCCGCCAAGAUUUCUUGGCAAAAUAAAUCUCUUCCAGCUCGGCCUGGCUGACACCGGGCUCGUGGGCGUGCUCCCUCGCUGGCUCGCAUCUACCUCCAUCUCGACCCUUGACCUCUCUAGCAACAAACUCGUGGGUAAGUUGCCCACUUGGAUCGGCAACAUGACCAACCUCUCCAACUUAAAUCUAUCCAACAACGCGCUCGAAUCAGCGAUCCCAGAAGAGUUCAUGAAUUUGACACAGCUCCUCGCCGUGGAUCUGCACUCCAACAAAUUCACGGGCCCCAUCAGACCGGUGCUAGCCAAAAAGACCAGCGAUCCGCUAGGCCAUUACGACUCCAUAGACCUCUCGAGGAACAUGUUCACCGGGGGCAUCGACGGAGACAUGGGAGGGCUGCCAGCAAUGGACUCGCUCACGGCAUUCGAUGUGUCUUACAAUCCCUUAUUAGGCGGGAAGAUACCAAAGUCCAUGGGCAACCUGCAAAACCUGGCAGUGGUGAGAAUGGCCGGGGACGGGCUGACGGGUACGAUACCUGCAGGAGUGCUGAACAUACCGUCGCUUGCAGUGUUCGACGUGUCAUAUAACAGAUUGCGUGGGAUGAUCCCGGCGCACAAUGCGAGCCUUAGUGAUGGCGGAUUCAAAGGGAACCCGGGGCUCUGCGGAGCUCCACUGCCACCCUGCAAGCGCUAG
Messenger RNA from Asparagus officinalis (garden asparagus), 1032 nucleotides. Its product is annotated as probable inactive leucine-rich repeat receptor kinase XIAO. Lineage: Eukaryota; Viridiplantae; Streptophyta; Magnoliopsida; Asparagales; Asparagaceae. The transcript has a single exon. The record is from RefSeq and is a predicted model, not a curated record. Bases 1 to 1032 code for a protein of 343 amino acids. Gene Ontology annotation, molecular function: protein binding.